AUGAAGAAGAGCUCUACCAAGACGAUUAACAAGCGCUCUGGUUUCUUCUACGGGUCUUCAGAUGGGCACCCUAUCGUAUGGAACAACGACUGGAACUCGCUCAUCCAAAAGGAGGUGGCGGCUCGCGACGAAUUUUCUCGCAAGUUCAUGACAGGUAAGAUCCGCCCACAGCCUCCUGUGUAUGCAGACAUCAGCAUGGACAACACCAACUGGAACAGCUUACUGCGCUCCACGUACUCAGAUUUAGGGCGAUGGGGGGAUGAGACGUUUCGGGAGUCAGUUCCUCACAAGGUGCUGAAGAAGGAGGCAGAGCUUCCUUCCCUUCCUGGCACGCCCGAGCGAACCGACAGGCUGUCUGAGUUCGCCUACAAACAUGCGCGGUGA
Molecule: messenger RNA, 384 nt
Organism: Guillardia theta CCMP2712
Lineage: Eukaryota; Cryptophyceae; Pyrenomonadales; Geminigeraceae
Exons: 2
Coding region: 1-384 (127 amino acids)
Source: RefSeq, a predicted model, not a curated record